CACAGCUAUUAUUUAACCUCAAAAAUGGAAAUCGACAAGCAAAAAUUGAUAAAAUUAAAGUAUAUGGAGCGAACUUUGUCCACGUUAUUGGAAAAAAUCGACAAAGAAAUCGUGCAGACUGAUGUGGAAUGGUUACAACUAAAAAGUAUGGCAGAGGUGGAUUCUGAAGCUAGAACACCAAACUUGUCGAUAGUCAAGAAGGAAAAAUCUCCUGAACCCCAUACAAAGGAAGUGAACAGGACCGAGUUGAAUUUAAAUUUGGUUAAAAGGGCUGGGUAUUCAGAUGAAGAGUUUGAUAGUGAUUAAGAUGAUGUAUAAUGGAUAAUUUUGUUCAUUGUUUAAUGAAUGUAUACGUUUAAUUAAUGUAUAGGUACAUUAUUCACAUGGGGGGAAAAAUUGGGGUUAAUAAGUAUUGAUUUUUGACGUUGAAGUUGAAAGCUUAAAAUCUGCACAAAAAUAUAUUCUUUAAGAAAAAGUAAAAAUUGUUCAUAUCUUGUGUAUUGGUGUUGAUAA
Messenger RNA from Brassicogethes aeneus, 513 nucleotides. The record is from the annotation of a GenBank genome assembly. NCBI's taxonomy places the organism in Eukaryota, Metazoa, Arthropoda, Insecta, Coleoptera, Nitidulidae.